GCACACCUCUCUCAUCUCGCUCUUGUCUUCAAAGACACAAUCAGUCACGACCUCAUCAACUAUCCCUUCACUUAGGCCCUUGUCAAACAACUAUAGCUCUCAGGCAAACGUGUAUCUUCUCCCCCUGGCCAACAGCAUCCUAGCCAUCACACCCGCACACUCCACUCCACGUCACUUGACCACUUCCGGCGCCCGCCGCACCAUCACACUCACUCCCCAUCACACCCUCUUCCGACCUUGCCUCCACUACCCAUAACCCCAUCAAAAUGUCAAGGUUCAAGAUCACCCCGCAGCUGUGGGACAAGAUCCACCACUUUGCGUCGUUCCCUCCCACUGGCGUGUCCCUCCAGCAAAUGAUCCUGUUCGGACAGGACCCAUCGCAGGGCACGCUGCUCAAGGCGUCCCAGUUCCUGUCCGAGGAGCUGCCGAUCCGCCUGUCGCACCGCGUCGUCGAGCUCGAGUCGCUCCCCGAUGGCCUGAGCAAGAUGCCGUCCAUCAACCGCGUCAAGGAGUGGUACGCCCAGAGUUUCGAGGAGCUCGUCACGUUCCCAAGACCCAAGCUGUCUACCGAGCUUGAGGACAUUCUCCGCAUGCCCCCGGCUGAGCAUAUCAACUUCCCGCGCGCCGUCCCCAAUCCAUCGCUCGACCCGGUCAUGCACGAGGGCCCGGUUGGAUCAGGCCGCACCAUCAACGACCGGUAUAGCCGGCACCACUCGUUCAAGUCUGGGGGCGUGCGGAUGCGCGUGCCCAUUGAGCGCAUGUACUUCUCACCGCCGCCCGUCAAUGUGAAGUACCCGCCCGAGGUGCACGAGUACAAUGAGCAGUUUACGCGCCUCCUCCAGAACAUCAAGAAGCGCCACGACCCGACCGUCACGUCGGUCGCCCAGGGCGUGCUCGAGUGGAAGCGCAAGGAGAAGACGGGCAGGAUAGGACAGACUAUCCAGGAAUGGCUCGACAGGUUCUAUCUCUCGCGUAUCGGUAUCCGUGCACUCAUUGGCCAGCACGUCGCGCUCAACACGCUCCAGCCCCAUUCCGACUAUGUCGGUAUCAUCUGUACCCGGGCGAAUGUGCACGACAUUUGUCACGAGGCUAUUGAGAACGCGCGUUUUGUUUGUGAGGAGCACUAUGGGCUGUUCAAGGGCCCGCCUAUCCAGCUCCUCUGUCCCAAGGACCUUACAUUCCCUUACAUCCCCGGCCAUCUCUCGCACAUCUGCUUUGAACUGCUGAAAAACUCGCUCCGCGCUGUGGUGGAACGCUAUGGCGAGGAGAACGAGGACUCGUUCCCGCCCGUCAAGGUUAUUGUCGUUGAGGGCUCUGAAGAUAUCACGAUCAAGAUCUCGGACGAGGGUGGUGGAAUCCCCCGUUCUGCCCUCCCUGUUAUCUGGACCUAUCUUUACACGACGAUGAGCGACGAGGGCCUCGAGGCGACCAUCGAGUCGUCAGACUUCAAGGCCCCAAUGGCUGGUUUCGGCUACGGUCUUCCCCUGUCGCGACUGUACGCGCGCUACUUUGGCGGUGACCUCCGUCUGAUCUCGAUGGACGGUUACGGAACGGAUGUGUACAUUUCGCUCAACAAGCUGUCGUCGAGCCGCGAGCCCCUCCCUUGACGCGACCCCAACGGCCGUUGGCUGCUCUUGCAAAACGGUCGGUGAGGGGGUAGAGCUGAGCUAGGAGCUUGCAAGAGUGGCGUGUGUGUUGAAUGGUUGGUGUGAGAGAAAGUAAAGUGUUGUAGCUCGCCCCGAUCUUGGGGGUUGCAAUGAAAUGGUUGUUACGUCG
Messenger RNA from Vanrija pseudolonga, 1776 nucleotides. It is a transcript of the gene pkp1, whose product is annotated as [Pyruvate dehydrogenase (acetyl-transferring)] kinase, mitochondrial. Gene Ontology annotation, biological process: protein phosphorylation; regulation of glucose metabolic process. The transcript has 6 exons. The coding region runs from base 267 to 1607 and encodes 446 amino acids. Gene Ontology annotation, cellular component: mitochondrion. Gene Ontology annotation, molecular function: pyruvate dehydrogenase (acetyl-transferring) kinase activity. Lineage: Eukaryota; Fungi; Basidiomycota; Tremellomycetes; Trichosporonales; Trichosporonaceae. The record is from RefSeq and is a predicted model, not a curated record.